This is a messenger RNA of Cyprinus carpio (common carp), 823 nucleotides long. RefSeq names its product GTPase IMAP family member 8-like. Lineage: Eukaryota; Metazoa; Chordata; Actinopteri; Cypriniformes; Cyprinidae. Gene Ontology annotation, molecular function: GTP binding. The record is from RefSeq and is a predicted model, not a curated record.
AACCCAAAUAGUCUCAGAGUGCAUCCAGAGCAGACACACAAAACCUGCUCAGUGCACAGAUCUCAGGAUCGUGAUGGUGGGGAAAACUGGAGCUGGAAAAAGUGCAACUGGAAACACCAUCCUGGGACAGAAAACAUUUGAAGAAGAACUUUCUACUGAAUCUGUGACUGUGAAAUGCCAACAGCAUCAGCAGACAGUAGAAGGUCGAAGCAUCUCAGUGAUAGACACUCCAGGACUGUUUGAUACGUCAAUCAGUGAAGAACGACUGAAGCAUGAAUUAGUGAAGUGUGUAGAAAUGUCUGUUCCUGGUCCUCAUGCGUUUCUGCUGGUCAUCAGACUGGACGUGAGAUUCACAGAAGAAGAGAAAAACACAGUUAAAUGGAUUCAGAAGAACUUUGGAGAAGAAGCUGCACGUUAACCAUCGUUCUGUUUCACUAGAGGUGAUCAGUUAAAAACAUCCAUAGAGGAGUUUCUAAUCAAAAACAAGCAGAUUGGAGAGCUAGUUGAACAGUGUAAAGAACGUUAUCAUGUGUUCAAUAACACAAAAGAAGAAAAUCGAUCACAGGUCACUGAACUGCUGGAGAAGAUCCACAGAAUGGUGAAGGAGAACGGAGGAGAGCAUUACACAAAUGAGAUGUACCAGGAAGCUCAGCGAAAAAUAGAGGAAGAAGAGAAGAGGAAGAGAGAAGAAGAGGAGAGACAGAAGUUGGAAGAGCAGGAAAAGAUAAGAGAAGAGGAAAGAAAUAGGCUGAAAAAGGUGGCCUUAACAGGUGUAGUAGUUGGUGCAGGAGCAGCAGUUGUAGUUGGUGGAGGGACACUUGGU